GGCAUUCUUACCUAUCAAACCAGCGGCACAGAACAGCAUUCUGCUCAACACUGUAUGUUAGGACCAGCACCUGGUCAUAACACAGCAUUCAAUUAAGCUAUACUUUUCUUUUCUUUUUUCUGUUCUGUUUUUGCUUGGUAGGAUUAUGACUGGAAACAGAUUCAACAUGAUGAAAAGGAGUCAAAUUCUGUGUCUGAUUUUUAUCUCAGGAUUCAGCUUCUUCACAGUGGGAACUCCAGACUUUCACCUUAUUGAACUUUCAAAGACCUAUGGAGAAGCAAAGAGCUAUUGCAGAGACAUGUACACUGAUUUGGCAACAGUUCACAACUUUGCAGAUAUGAAUAAUUUGGUCACUUUAGUUUCAAAUGCCGUUGCCAGAGCCUGGAUAGGACUGGAGAACGGAAAUGUGUGGAUGUGGCACUGGUCCUUGCCUGAUUAUGAACUGGAUUUUUUAAACUGGAAGGCAGGAGAGCCGCAAAACAAUUUUCAAAAUCAGUGUGCAGCAAUGGAUCAACACGGCAAGUGGUUUGAAAGUGACUGUCGAAUUACAAGAAGUUUUGUUUGUCAUGGUGUCGGUGAAUCUAAGGGUCUUGUAUUUGUUGCAAACACCCAAUCGUGGAGGGACGCUCAGAAUCACUGCAGGAGCUUAUCGUCUGAUCUGGUUGGCAUACACUCAGCGAAAGAGAAUGAGGCUGUACUUAAUGUGUCUGUGUCACAAAAUGUGUGGAUCGGCCUCUUCAAAGAUCCCUGGAAGUGGUCAGAUGGGAGCAACUCAUCAUUUCGUAACUGGAAACCUAUACAGCCUGACUACAAUGUCGAUAGGGAUUGUGUGGCUGCUAUAUUUAAAGAUGCAGGGCAGUGGAAUGACCUGAAAUGCAGUACCAGACGCAACUUUGUUUGUCAUGGGGCAAGCAAGUUGAUUCCGACAACCACCAAGCCGGCAAGUACCAAGGAGACCUUAACAACAAAUCAACUGCCAACCAACAUGACGGCUCCUCCAAAUACUUCAUCUCAAGGGGUCACAGCAACAUUUACUUUCACUACUUCUACCAAACAGCCAAACACUACUAAUGUUACCACCGAAGGAGAAACAACUGCCACUGGACUGACAACACCAAAUACUACAGAUGUUGUAUACAGCACCUUGAGCACUGAGGUCAACAGUACAACUGGUGUGCAAGUGACCACAUAUGAUGUUUCUGCAUCAACAGCCCAGAACACAACACAGCUUUCAACAAUAACGUCCACGGAAAACAGUCAGUUUUUACCUCCAGGAAAUCUGAUUCUGAUCCAGCAAAACCGGACAUGGAUUGAAGCUAUGAGUUACUGUAGGGAGCACCAUCAUGACCUUGUCCAUAUUACCACAAACAACAUUCAAGAGCAGGUGGCUGAAAGGGCAAAGAACGCCACUUCAGCGCACGUGUGGCUCGGCCUACGCUACACCUGCAAAUUUAACUUCUGGUUCUGGACCAAGUCAAAUUCUGGCUGUUACCAGAACUGGGCUCCCGGACAAGGAUCUGAGAGGACAUAUGACUGUGGUGUGACAGGUGCCAUUGAGGCCACUGGGAGGCAGCAGUGGGUUGGCAUGCCUAAUACAGAGAAACUGAAUUUUAUCUGCACUGCAUGUGUUGGCUGAGUGUGGAGGGAAAGUGAUACUUCAGAUGCCAAAGACGCUGCCGUUUUAAUCCUUCUGUGUGCAGGAAUAACCCCGUUGUGCUGGUUAUCUCUAUAUUGUUUCAGUUGUUGAUUUGACAUUCAGACCCAUGUUUUGACAAUUGCAGCAGUAAGCCAGCAGACUUUGACGGGCUUCAACGUAGAUAUCAUGGUUAUCUUAAUGCUCACUUAUGAUGUCAGACUUCUACCUUUGUUGAAAUACAGCUGCCUUCUCUAUUGUUGAGCUUGAAUUUCAUUAAAUAUGAAAAACUCAUGUGGUGUGUGGGCGUGCACAUUCACAGUCAUGGGCAGCAAGAGUAAUGUGAGAACACUGAUCUGCUCUAUGCCUUUCACUCGGGGUUAGUAUUUGCAUGUUGACCCCCUGGGUUGGGCCCCAAGAUUGUCUUUUUUAGACCACCAGAGUAUCGCCCUCGAUUCAGAAUGCCUGCUGCCCUCACUGACCUGACCUUCGCUGGCAGCUACAUGGAAGACAGAGCUCACAGACGCUCACCUUCCUCACCGCACUUGAAGCACAUGGAGCAUCUAUAACCAUGGGAACAAGCAAUGCUGCAUUGUUAGGAAUGGAAACUACGUGUAAUCAAUCGAUCUCAAACUGAACAAUAUAAUAUACUGUGAAUAAACUGUUUUCACUCUU
Messenger RNA from Scophthalmus maximus (turbot), 2308 nucleotides. RefSeq names its product macrophage mannose receptor 1. Bases 146 to 1636 code for a protein of 496 amino acids. The transcript has 5 exons. The record is from RefSeq and is a predicted model, not a curated record. NCBI's taxonomy places the organism in Eukaryota, Metazoa, Chordata, Actinopteri, Pleuronectiformes, Scophthalmidae.